Messenger RNA from Camelina sativa (false flax), 2623 nucleotides. Its product is annotated as two-component response regulator ARR1. NCBI's taxonomy places the organism in Eukaryota, Viridiplantae, Streptophyta, Magnoliopsida, Brassicales, Brassicaceae. Gene Ontology annotation, molecular function: DNA binding; DNA-binding transcription factor activity. The record is from RefSeq and is a predicted model, not a curated record. Gene Ontology annotation, biological process: cytokinin-activated signaling pathway; phosphorelay signal transduction system.
AAUAUAGCUUUACUCUGUCUGUCUGAUUAAAAAAACAGAGGAAUAGAGCUCUAAGGUGAGACAAGCCAUGUCUUCUUCUUCAACUCCCUAAGUCUCAUCUCACCAUCUCUCUCUCUCUCUCUCUUUCUUUUUUACCCCCAAAUUCAUAUUCUCACACUGCUCUCAUCGUCUCGCAAUUUUUUUCUUAUUCUCUCAAAUUCAACUAAAAAAUCGAAUAAAUUAUUCCCUUAUUUCUUUCUUUCUUUCUUGGUAUAUAUUCUUCUUUUGGAGAGAGAUAUGAUGAAUCCGAGUCACGGAAGAGGACUCGGAUCGGCUGGUGGGUCUAGUUCCGGUAGAAAUCAAGGCGGCGGCGGCGGUGGUGAGACCGUCGUUGAGAUGUUUCCAUCUGGUCUUCGAGUUCUUGUAGUUGACGAUGACCCUACUUGUCUCAUGAUCUUAGAGAGGAUGCUUAUGUCUUGUCUUUACGAAGUAACGAAAUGCAACAGGGCAGAGCUGGCAUUGUCUCUGCUCCGGAAGAACAAACAUGGAUUUGAUAUUGUCAUCAGUGAUGUUCAUAUGCCUGACAUGGACGGCUUCAAGCUCCUUGAACAUGUUGGUCUUGAGAUGGACUUACCUGUUAUCAUGAUGUCUGCGGAUGAUUCAAAGAGUGUGGUUCUCAAGGGAGUAACACACGGUGCCGUUGACUACCUAAUCAAACCAGUACGUAUGGAGGCACUCAAGAACAUAUGGCAGCAUGUCGUUAGGAAGAGGAGGAGCGAGUGGAGCGUACCAGAACAUUCUGGGAGCAUUGAGGAGACAAGGGAUAGGCAGCAACAGCAACACAGAGGAGGUAAUGCAGCUAUUUCUGGUGGUGAGGAUGCAGUGGACGAUAACUCGUCCUCUGUUAACGAAGGGAACAACUGGAGGAGCAACUCACGGAAGCGGAAAGACGAGGAUGGGGAAGAGCAAGGGGACGAUAAAGACGAAGAUGCCUCGAAUUUGAAGAAACCGCGUGUCGUCUGGUCUGUUGAGUUGCAUCAGCAGUUUGUUGCUGCGGUUAAUCAGCUCGGCGUUGAAAAGGCGGUUCCUAAGAAGAUCUUAGAGCUGAUGAAUGUUCCUGGACUAACCCGAGAAAACGUAGCCAGUCACCUCCAGAAAUAUCGGAUAUAUCUGAGACGGCUUGGGGGAGUAUCUCAACACCAAGGGAAUCUAAACAACUCAUUUAUGACGGGUCAAGACGCAAGUUUUGCCCCUCUUUCAACAUUAAAUGGGUUUGAUCUUCAAGCGUUAGCUGUCACAGGUCAGCUACCUGCUCAGAGCCUUGCACAGCUUCAAGCAGCUGGUUUAGGCCGGCCUACAAUGGUCUCUAAGUCAGGAUUGCCAGUUUCCUCCAUUGUGGACGAGAGGAGUAUCUUCAGCUUUGACAACUCGAAGACAAGAUUCGGAGAGGGACUGGGGCAUCAUCAUGGGCAACAACAACCCCAACAGCAACCUCAGAUGAACUUACUUCACGGUGUCCCAACAGGUUUACAACAACAGCUUCCUAUGGGUAAUAGAAUGAGCAUUCAGCAACAGAUCGCUGCUGUUAGAGCUGGACAUAGUGUUCAAAACAGUGGAAUGCUGAUGCAGUCAUUGCCCCGUGGACCACCGCCAAUGCUAACCUCGUCGCAGUCAUCCAUUAGGCAGCCAAUGUUAUCAAACCGCAUUCCCGAGAGAAGUGGUUUCUCUGGAAGGAACAAUAUCCCCGAGAGCAGCAGAGUGUUACCAACAGGUUACACCAACCACCUAACAACACAACACUCAUCAAGCUCAUUGGCUUAUAACAACUUCCAAACAGAACUCCCUGUGAACAGUUUCCCACUAGCAAGUGCACCAGGCUUAUCAGCAGUUCCAGUUAGGAAAACCAAUUCUUACCAAGAAGAGGUUAACAGCUCUGAAGCUGGUUUCGCUACCCCAAGCUACGACAUGUUCACCACAAGACAGAACGAUUGGGAUCUUCGGAGUAUUGGAAUAGCCUUUGACUCGCAUCAGGACGCAGAAUCAGCUGCGUUUUCCAACUCAGAAGCUUACUCUUCUUCAUCCAUGUCAAGGAACAACAACACAACGGUUGCAGCCACCGAGCAUGUCCGGAACCACCAGCAACAGCCACAUCCAGGAAUGGUUCCGCACCAUCAGGUUUAUGCCGAUGGAAACAGCGGUUCAGUGAGGGUGAAAUCUGAGAGAGUGGCGGCGGAUUCAGCUGCAAUGGCGUUUCACGAGCAGUACAGUAAUCAAGAAGAUCUUAUGAGCGCACUUCUUAAGCAGGAAGGGAUUGCACCGGUUGAUGGUGAAUUCGACUUCGACGCAUACUCGAUCGAUAACAUUCCGGUUUGAUUGGAUUUAAAAAGCCGGUAAAAGGGACUAUCGGGGAUUUGUAUCGUAUCAUUUACACGACCAUCUACUUCUACUUAAAAAAUUUGUUUGAUAUGUAUAGUCUGCAUGAAAUUUUAGAUGGCAGAUUAUAUACAAAAAUUAUUAUUUAUGUUAGGGUUUAAUUAUACCUUGGCGAUUUUUUUAUGUUCCUCAUUUAUUAUGUACUGAGGUUGUUUAGGGUUUUGAUUUUUCUUUAACUUCGGCAAUAAGACGUCUUGUAAGUAUUUUUUUA